CGGGGAAGGCGGAGACGGAGACGCUGCUACGGGAGCCAGGAGGCCUUUCACCAGGACACGCGCUGGGGAAGGGGAGCCAGAGCCUGCGCCCCCUCCGAUCUCAAGCCCAGCCUCCCGGGCGCUUUCCAGAGAUGGAUCGUGUGACUCUCUUCUUGGCUCUCCUUCACGUGUACAGAGCUCUAGGAGAAGCCAGGUUUUGGGACACCACCAUCAAACUGGAGGAGACGGUGCCCCUGGAGUGUGUGCACCCGCUGUCCUUCAACCUGACCCAGGUCGAGUGGUUCAGGCUGGACGGCACGAGGAAAGAGUCCAUUGCCAUCUUCCACCCCGACUACGGCGAGGCCAUCAGGCAGCCCUACGCCGGGAGGGUCGAGCUGGUCGAGUCGCCCUCGGCGCCCAAUUACAGGGUGCUGUCCAUCCGGAACGCCUCGGAGGCCGACGUCGGCUUCUACUCCUGUCUCCUGGACACGUUCCCGCAUGGGUCUUGGGAAAAGGUGAUACAGGUGGUUCCGCCAGACCGUUUUGAGACAGCUGUGUCCCCAAAUAGCCAGGUGAUCUCAGAGACUGGAAAAAACAUCACCCUCACCUAUGUGCUUCAAAGGAACGGUUCCAUGCAACAAGUCACGUGGGAGAAGAUCCAGCCCCGUCAGAUCGACCUCUUAACUCGGUGCAACUUGUCCCAGGGCAAGGGCAACACCUCCCAGUACCGCAGGCAAAUGCUGAGCACCUGCGGCCAGGGGAUGAGGAGCAGCACCGUUGUCCUGCUCAACGUCACGGCCUCCGACUCCGGGCUGUACCGCUGCCGCUUCCAGGCCGACACGGGGGAGAACGAGACCUUCGUGUUCAGGUUGACCGUGACCGAUGAUAAAACCGUUAACCACUAUAUCCUCUUCACGGCUGGAGGGUCAGUUUUAUUGCUGCUGUUUGUUAUCCUAAUUGCCACCGUCAUUGUCAUUGUUUAUAACAGGAAAAAGAAAAGAUUCCAGUGUAAGGAGCCCCAGGAAACAAAGAGUAAGGCAUCCAACAACUACCGAAGCCCCCCCUUCCCCGCCCAGCAGCCCGACGGUGCAGGAGAGGACGUGUAUGUCAACUUCCCCACCUUCUCCCGCAGACCGAAGGCUCGCGUCUGAGCUUGCUCCUUGGCCCGAUCGAGCUUACCAUGACUGUUAUGUAUGUGGAUCUUUAUACAGUGUCUUCUCACUACUCAGUGUCUACCCCGGAUACCACUUGACUCAAUAUAUUUUAUUUUAUUUUAUUUUUUCAAUUCAAAUAUCACACUAUUUAAUUCCCCAAUAAAACACUGGAAAAAGGAUGACCCGUGCCACGUUUGCAUAUACAACCUCCGCCUGAUAAGUAACAGAAGCCUAUGUACUAAUUUCUUAAAGUUAAAAGACAUACACACAAUCUGGGGUUUAUGAACAAAACAGAAUAUUAAAGGCAAUUCUCCUGUCCAUGGUCUCAUCACCUCGUACUUGAAGGGUCAGGCCCUUGUCGGUCUGGAGAUGUCCAGGGUCCGCUGCUUUCGCUCAUCCCGGGCCUGUGCUAGGGCACAGAGGGCCCCGUCUGUCGGUCCUGCCCCGGGGCCGCUGCCCCUGCUGCCCCAGCUCCUGCCGGCCAUGGAGGGGGAACAGCCGGAUCUGCCUGCUCGCUGUCCCUGGGGCUGGCGACCUGCAUCACCUAAAGAGAAUGACGGCAGCAGAAGUGUUGCAGCAAACCUGCCUCUGAUCAGCUCAGGCACAAACGGCAACGCACUGACUCCUGUAACGGCACCAUCCAGGGGAGGUCACGCUGCAGACGAGGGCUCUCGGCCAGGGCUUCCGGGCUGAGCCUGAACCAAGUAUGGGCGUAGACCAACUUCUGGAUUCCCUUCCAUGAGGUCGGACUCCCUUCAGCGGUGCCAGCCUGACUUCCAUUUGGCCUUGCCCUUGUGCUUCCCAGAGUGCUGCCAGCAACGCUGGCAACUCGUCAUCCUUGUUUCUGGCUGGUGGAGAGUUUACGUAUGUCCUAGAGCAGACACAUUUGGUGAUGUGUCUAUCAUGAAACGGGUCUCAUGGCCAGGAAGGAUGGAAUGACUUCAGUCACCGAGCUGUUGGCCUCUGGAGCUAGGGGUGGGGCCAAAACCCAGCUGGUGGGGGAUUCAGAGACCUGUGAGAGGGGGGAAGGCGAGCCCAGAAGCCAGCUGGUCGGCAGCAAAUGUGGCCUGCAGCGACAUCCCGAGACAGCUCCCGUGGGUCAGCCACGAAGAGAACCUGCUGGGGGAUCUCAGUCCGCUCUCUUGCCCACUUGAGAAUCUGCUGUAUCGGCAUACUUCACGGGAGUCUCUGGCAGUGGAAUACAUGCAUGCUCAAGAGGGAGAUGCAUGUGAAAGGGAAACACCUCCCCUUUUUGUUCUCCAACAGAUCCAUCUCCGAGUCUGUGUGGAAUUCUUGCCACUAUGGCUGGCCUCACCUUAUGAGCAAGUGUGGUAGAUGGUCCAAUAAUAAUUCAAUGUUAAUAUUGAAUUUUCCUACUUUUUAGGGUUAUUUUAAUAUAUAUAGUUUCUCAAAAGGAGCAGGCACAUAGGCAAUGUUAGCUCUUUAAAAAUAAUGGUGUGACACUUGAAUAUGAGAGAAAGAACAGUGUG
This is a messenger RNA of Phyllostomus discolor (pale spear-nosed bat), 2623 nucleotides long. It is a transcript of the gene CD226, whose product is annotated as CD226 molecule. Gene Ontology annotation, cellular component: external side of plasma membrane. The record is from RefSeq and is a predicted model, not a curated record. The coding region runs from base 132 to 1130 and encodes 332 amino acids. Gene Ontology annotation, biological process: positive regulation of immunoglobulin mediated immune response; positive regulation of natural killer cell cytokine production; positive regulation of Fc receptor mediated stimulatory signaling pathway. Lineage: Eukaryota; Metazoa; Chordata; Mammalia; Chiroptera; Phyllostomidae. The transcript has 7 exons.